Messenger RNA from Aspergillus ochraceoroseus IBT 24754, 1282 nucleotides. Its product is annotated as sulfotransferase family protein. The transcript is spliced from 4 exons. NCBI's taxonomy places the organism in Eukaryota, Fungi, Ascomycota, Eurotiomycetes, Eurotiales, Aspergillaceae. The record is from RefSeq and is a predicted model, not a curated record. The coding region runs from base 282 to 1139 and encodes 285 amino acids.
CUUUAUCAAGUGUACCGGCGUAUUGAUGACUUAUCGAUAUUCCCAAGAACUUUUAUUACCACUGAUCAACCCAGUCUCCUUUUCGCAUCUUUAAACAUUCACCUCUUUUUCUUUUCUUCUUUAUUCUCCAGGAAUUGUUUCUUGUCCCUGUCUUUGGAGUUCUUUCCUUUCAACUUGUCGAGGCUUCGUUCAUUCAGACCUUCGUUAACCAUUUCAGAACCAACACACCCGAUCUACUUCAACAUCAUCACUAUUAUUCUUUAUAUCUGUAGAAUAUCAAAAUGUCUUUGGCUUAUUCCGAUAAUCUGGCUCCUCAGCCAGUGACCGAUGUCUUCACCUGUGACACCAAUAUCGACAGACGCAAAUGCCACCGUACUGUUCCCAUGAAGGUGCUGGCUCUGGGAGUCGGAAGAACCGGAACUGCUUCCCUUCGCAAGGCCCUUGAGCGCCUGGGUUAUCUGAGAUGCUACCACAUGAUGUCUGCCAGUGUGGAGAACCCUCCCGACUGCCUCAUGUGGCACGACGCUCUGGCCGCCAAGUAUGAUGGUAUCGGUGAGUUUGGUCGCAAGGAGUGGGAUCAGCUUCUGGGGGAGUGCCAGGCUGUUUGCGACUGGCCCGCUUGUGCCUUCGCUAAGGAGCUGAUUGAGGCCUAUCCCAAUGCCAAGGUCAUUCUAACCACCCGUGAAGUCGACUCGUGGCAUGCGUCCGUCAUGAAGACCGUAUUCUGGCGUGUGUCUGAUCCCGAGCACCGCUUCAUUUCCCACUUCAGCUGGGCUGCUAGCAUGUACUACCCCAUGCUGAACAAGUUCUUUGAAACCUUCUUCCGUGGUGACUUCCCUGGCAAGGGGAAGCAGGUUUACUUGGACCAUGUUGCAGAGGUUCGCAGUCUUGUUCCGCCCGAGAGGCUCCUUGAAUACCAGAUCAGCGAUGGUUGGGCUCCCCUGUGCGAGUUCCUGGGCGAAGAGGUCCCAGACACUCCAUUCCCCCGGGGCAAUGAUAUGGCAGACUUUUUCAACCGCUGCCGCACCCGCAACAGGCGCCAGAUGAUGAACGCCGCUCUACAAGCCGUCACUAUGGGCGGUACUCUUCUUGCAGCCGGUCUGGCGGCUACCAUGGCAUUCAAGCGUUUCUCUCGGUAAAAGAAAGAAGAAAAAAAAAAAAUUCUUUGGAUGAUUGAUUGAUCCUUCUGUACGAUUGCAGUGUGCAGUGUGCGCUGGGCGUUGCUGCGAUAUCAUUCUUAUUCAUGUCUCGCCUUUUUUUUUUUUUUUUUUUUUUUUUUUUU